GGCGCGACUCCGCGUCACAGCGCCGGGCGGCGGUGGGGAGAUGCGGCUGCUGGCACUGGCGGCGGCCGUGCUGCUGGCGCGGGCUCCGGCCCCGGCCCUGGAGGUCUGUGGGGCCCUCAAUGUCACCGUGACCCCGGGGCCUGUGGUGGACUACUUGGAGGGGGACAAUGCCACUCUUCUCUGCCACGUUUCCCAGAAGAGGCGGAAGGACAGCUUGCUGGCCGUGCGCUGGUUCUUUGCGCGCCCCGACUCCCAGGAGGCCUUGAUGGUUAAGAUGACCAAGCUGCGUGUGGUACAGUACUAUGGGAAUUUCAGUCGCAGCGCCUACCGGCAGAGGCUGCGCCUCCUGGAGGAGCGGCGGGGGGCGCUUUACAUGCUGUCUGUUCUGACCCUCCAGCCAGCCGAUCAGGGGCAUUACGUCUGCAAAGUCCAGGAAAUCAGCAAGCACAGGAAUAAGUGGACAGCCUGGUCCAAUGGCUCCUCAGAGACAGAAAUGAGAGUGAUUUCCCACAAAGCUUCUGAAGAUUCAUCCUUUGAAAAAAAGAAAGAGACUUGGGCAUUUUUUGAAGAUCUGUAUGUGUAUGCCGUGCUUGUGUGCUGUGUGGGCAUUCUCAGCGUCCUGCUCUUCACCCUGACCAUCAUCUGGCAGUCUGUGUUUAACAAGAGGAAGUCCAGAGCGAGACAUUAUUUGAUGAAAUGCCCUCAGAACAGUUCAGGGGAGACUGUCACCAGCAUGACCAGCUUGGCCCCGCUGCAGCCCAAGAAGGGCAAGAGAAGGAAGGAGAAGGCUGAUGUUCCUCCUGCUGUCCCUGCCAAAGUUCCCAUAGCUGCCACGUUCCAUAAACCGAAGUUGCUGAAACCACAAAGGAAAGUCACCCUGCCAAAGAUUGCUGAGGAAAACUUGACCUAUGCUGAGCUGGAGCUGAUCAAACCCCACCAGGCUGCCAAAGGCAUCCCCACCAGCACUGUCUACGCCCAGAUCCUUUUUGAGGAAAACAAGCUGUAACGCCUUGUCCUCUUCUGUGGUCCUAUUUAAUACAUGCCCCCCCCCCAGUUAUUUAUGAAACCUUAUUUUUGUAUUUUCACUUGUGCCUUCUGUGUGGUGGGGAGCCCCUCCCCUGUGGCAUUCCAGGUGCCUUCAGAGAGGUACGAGGCUCUUCUCUGCAAAAGAGCAGGUGCCACAGCCCUUGGACCAAUAUUCCGGGACAAGAUUUUUCUCAGUCUGAGCCCUGAGGGGUGAGUACUCUGAUUCUGAGAGCACAAGAUUCUCUGCUGAGCCAAAACCCUUCAUGUUUUCAUCUUCUUUCUCUGGGUUUUAAUUUUUUUAUCUUAAUUUUAAUCUUCUACUCUUUCUGUAUCCGUGAUAUCAAGCUUAUAGAAUAUAGCUAGAGGAAAUGCCAUUAUAGGCCAAAGUGUGAGAUGGUAGAUAUAUACUAAUUGGUUUUCAAAAGAUCAGAUAACAUUGCUAGAGCAUCCAGGGCAGAGCAAAGUGCUUAUCGCCAGCAUCUCUUGUUUUAAAUAGAUGCAUUGACCCUGGCAAUUUAAGGGCAGUCUGUGGGGAAGUCUGAGGUCUAAGUGGACAGCAACUGUCUCUGAAAACCCCAGUGCCUGUUCCCCCACCCGCCAUAUCACCCAAGACCAUAGGAUAAGUAGAGCACCAUGCUAAAGGGCUCCCACUCCUUGGGCAGCGUGGACGUAUAACUGUCAUAGAAACUUUCAUUCUCCAAGAAGUUCUUACUCAUCCUUUUCCAAAGGAGCAGGGGGAUUUGCCAUCAAUGACACACUAGAGGAAGUGUGCCUCUUGGAAGUGCCAAGGUUACCAACUCCCAACUGCAAGGCCACUCAUGUGAGAGCAGUCUUUUGCCUGGUUCCCCCAGGGUAGGAGAGUAGGAAGUCCUAGCCAGGCUGGAAAAGUGUCUCCUAAAGACCCUUGUGCUUCACAGUGCCUUGCCCAACUCACUUUGCAUGUGAAUUCUAAUGGGUUUGGGUGGGGGUCUGGCUGGGAUGUGUUGCAUACACAUAUGUGGGGAAGUUGCUCUGUGGACCCAUAAUGACAUCCAGGACCUCACUGAAGACGGAUCCACUCUUUAAAAGGGCCACCUAGUCAACUGUUGUUAAGGAUGCUUCUUUCAGUGUGAGUGCUCUCUGGGUGGUUACUUACUGCACACUACAGAAAUUGUUUGGUUUUGUAAUGGACCGUGUAUAUGCGGUAAAUUAUAUAUUUUAAACACA
Molecule: messenger RNA, 2232 nt
Organism: Hipposideros armiger (great roundleaf bat)
Lineage: Eukaryota; Metazoa; Chordata; Mammalia; Chiroptera; Hipposideridae
Gene: VSTM4
Product: V-set and transmembrane domain containing 4
Exons: 11
Coding region: 41-1006 (321 amino acids)
Cellular component (GO): membrane
Source: RefSeq, a predicted model, not a curated record